This is a messenger RNA of Cladophialophora carrionii CBS 160.54, 1383 nucleotides long. RefSeq lists its product as uncharacterized. The record is from RefSeq and is a predicted model, not a curated record. Lineage: Eukaryota; Fungi; Ascomycota; Eurotiomycetes; Chaetothyriales; Herpotrichiellaceae. The transcript is spliced from 2 exons. The coding region runs from base 1 to 1383 and encodes 460 amino acids.
AUGCGCGUGCACUUCCUGCCGGUACGACCGCCGAACGUGAAGACGACGCAGCGAGAAGUCGAGCUCGACCAGGCCGAGGCGCGAGUUCAUGCCGCGACGGUCUCCUCGAGAUGGCGACAAUAUGCGGCGCCGCCAGAGUCGCUGGCUGAUUCGAAGGGCCGAAACAGCAAGGGGAAGAGGACCGGUGGUCGCACUCGUAGCGCAAGGUCCCGACAUCUCACGGCGCGGCACUUUGACAAGGAAAACCGGCCAGGCCCGAUUCAGGAAGACACGGCACUGCGAGUCCAGGUCGCCUACCCCGUGAUUGAGCGCGGGAAGAGUGGCAGGUUGGACCCGUUCAUUCGACUCGCCGGAGAGGAUGACCUGUCGAGGCGGGAUCGUGAUCUAAUCCACUUUUAUCUCACUACCGGUCCCGCCCAGUAUGGCACGUCGGAUCGCCCGUCCUUCUGCCCCACGCGCGAUUGCACCGUCCCGCAACUCGCCACCAACGCCGUCUACGUCCGGUGGCUGGCCUUCGUGGCCGAGAUGAUGACCAUUUCCAUGACGAAAACCGACACUCUGACCGGCAAGAUGGCCAUCGCGGCGCGACGCGCCACGAACUACAGACUUAUGCGCCGGAUGAUGGCGGACGCUGACAAUUGGGACCGGACCUCGACCGUCUUCAGUUUGAUCGUCGCUGCGAUAUCGGAGUUCAGAGCAGGAGACGCGUCAGUGGCGAAAAAGCACCUGGCCAUGGCGACUGGGUUGUUGGAGCGGAAGCGUGGGUUGAUGACCAUCCAGGAGAUGGAGUUUACAGAGGGGGUGAUUAUCUUAUACGCCUUUACGAGUCUUCAAUUGCCGAUCUUGGAGACAUCGGCCAGUCUGGCGGGUGCUUUGGAGCGAUGGAGAACAACGACGUCGAUGCUCAAGAGUGAGAAGAUGCAGGGGGCAACAGUGCCUGGACGCUUGAUCACCGAGCUUGCGUUGCCGACAAGGCCGCAGUGGGGACCACAGUUGGCGUGCCUACACAUCUUGAACUGUAUUCUUUCAAGGUGCAGCGAGGAGGAUGGCCAAGAGUAUGUCGAGAACCUUACGAGGAUGACGAGCGGUAGCCGAGGGACCGGUAAGCUCGCUCCUGUGGCGAUAUUCUUCAUGCUCUGCUCGUGUGCAGAACGCAUGGGCUGGUGGCACGCACGGACUGCAGGUCCCUUGACGACGUGGGAGACGAUCGAACUUAUCGCCUUGAUGUACUUUGCCCCAAGGAAGAGAGUAGACUUCAUGGCCUUUUUAGCAUCGAGAAUCCACAAAGGGCCGAUGCUUGACUUGGACAUCAACGAGGUGGAGGCCGAGAUCGUUUUGAAUUGGGAACUGAAGCAUGGAAACCACGGCGGUGCAUUCGGCUGA